Molecule: messenger RNA, 302 nt
Organism: Ambispora gerdemannii
Lineage: Eukaryota; Fungi; Glomeromycota; Glomeromycetes; Archaeosporales; Ambisporaceae
Source: the annotation of a GenBank genome assembly
AUGAAGCUAAAAAAGAAGAAGAAGACUGAUCGCAUAUCAGAAAUAAGGGUAGAAGCAGGAGGUAGCAGUUCUGUGCAAGCCCCAGAACUAAUUAAUAUAAAAGUUGAAGAAAUCAAUCCAGAAUUAAUUAAUAUAGAAGUUGAAAAAAUCAAUAAAGAAGACUUGCAAUCAAUACCAUUAUCUGAAAUCGGUCUGUCUUCCAGAUCCACACUUCAAACAUCAUGUCCAACAAAAUACAAAUCCACAGCGGUUAAAGAACAAUACCUGAAACAGCUUGAAGCAUACCUAUAUUACCCAGAGAA